Messenger RNA from Haliotis rufescens (red abalone), 1366 nucleotides. RefSeq lists its product as uncharacterized. The coding region runs from base 575 to 1366 and encodes 263 amino acids. Gene Ontology annotation, molecular function: protein binding. NCBI's taxonomy places the organism in Eukaryota, Metazoa, Mollusca, Gastropoda, Lepetellida, Haliotidae. The record is from RefSeq and is a predicted model, not a curated record. The transcript is spliced from 2 exons.
UUAAAGAUACACGACGUGUGCAGUGUAAAGCAACGUGGAUACUGAAACAUGAAAGCUGUAGUUUCUUUCCUCUUACUUCCAGCCAUCCUGCCUGCAUGGACAACACCGACACCCAACACCAUCGUCGACAGCCUUGCAAUGUCCCUUCUCAACUCAAACAUGAACCAACUACAAAGCGAGAUGUACAGUCUGGUUAGCGAGGUGGCAAUUCUGAAAACGGAAAACGCUGACCUGAAGGCAACGUUGAAGACAUUGCAGCAGAACAGUGGAGGUAACGUCCUUUCCAUGAUGCAAACCGAUCUGCAACUUCUUCAAAACUCAAAUUUCAAAUUAUCAGGUGAUGUUCUUACUCUUCUGAAGAAAAUGACAGACAUGGAAAGCAAAACUGCAGAUCUCAAAGCAAAGAAUGCAUUCUUAGAGACCAGCAUCCUGACAGAAAGACAAGAGAGACAUGACUUUGAACACAAGGUCACCAACUUGUCCAGAUUACUGACGUCAUGCAACGCAAUGGAACAUCCAGUCUCUGAAAAACCAACAAUUGACGCAGACAUUGUCUGUGUUACAAUUCCAGCAGAUGAAUUUAAACUCAUCGUUUCAAAUUCAGAUACAAGACAGAAAGCAAGAAAACAGAGUGUUGGAGCAUAUGUUUGACAUCAAGUUUCAAAACGUGACUUUUAAAAUCGAGUCAUUGUUUAAUGAAAGCACUGACCAUCUUGAAACUUUACAAGACCUUGUAGAUGAAGUUACUAUGUUGCAGAAAGAUGUGGGACUGGUCAACGUGUCAGCCAGAGCCGAAGAGGUUGCCAGAAAUAUGUCCGAGCAGGCAUUAGAAAAGUUAAGCAAAGAUGUGUCCAACGUCACCAAACAAGUCCAAGCUGUGGUCAGCUCCGUUAUGAACCUGGAAAGUGUCAAAACUUCACUUGACGCUCGCUUAAUGCAUAUAGAGCAAGAACAGAACGUCUACUUCGAUGUAAGUUUCCCUGACUACAGAGUAGCAAGCUUCUCCAAUAAUGAUGUACUGAAGUUCAACGACAUCAGAUACAACGUCGGCGGAGGCUACAACGCUACAAGUGGGAAUUUCACUGCCCCCGUAAAGGGAGUGUAUUUGUUUCUGAUAAAUGGAGUGAACGAUUAUUUAGGACAAUUCAUGACGAAUUUCAACUUGUUCCUGAUGCUAGAAGAGGCGAAAGUUGCUGGUACCACAACCUCAGGAACACUGUCCGGCUCAGGAACGGCGUUUGCUAUUUUGGAGUUAUCGGCCGGAUCCAGUGUCUAUGUAACUAUAGACAAUAUGAGUGGAUCUGAUACGCUCAUAGGUCAGUACUUUACCAGUUUUAUGGGAGUCAGACUACCUACACUAAGUUGA